AUGGGGCGACGCAAGCCUACAGCAGCGGCCAAGCACGCAGCAGCGGCCAAGCACGCAGCACUAUUCUCGGAUGAACGCGUAGUAGUGGGUGUGGAUGACCUGGUGCUGCUGCCUUCCGUGAGCGAGACGUCCAUCCUGGAGAGCCUCAAGAUGCGCCAUGCCGCUGACGUCAUCUACUCGUACAUUGGCCACGUCUUGGUGGUUGUAAACCCAUACAAGUGCCUCUUUACACAGGGGCUGGCAUCUCACAGUACCGGUACAAAGUCGCCUCGGUUGUCGCACCGAUUCCGCCUCGAUUUCCCCUCAGUCCAGGACUUCUCCCUUGAAGCAGUUGUAGCAACUUCACCUCGGCCGAUUAUGGGGCGACGCAAGCCUUCAGCAGCGGCCAAGCACGCAGCACUAUUCUCGGAUGAACGCGUAGUAGUGGGUGUGGAUGACCUGGUGCUGCUGCCUUCCGUGAGCGAGACGUCCAUCCUGGAGAACCUCAAGAUGCGCCACGCCGCUGACGUCAUCUACUCGUACAUUGGCCACGUCUUGGUGGUUGUAAACCCAUACAAGUGGUUGGAUAUCUACGGUGAGGACAAUAUGCACGCAUACAUGCAUAAAGCGCGCAUCGACGUGGCUCCGCACGUGUUCGCCACUGCCGAGGAGACAUAUCGCACCAUGUUGAGCGAAGAAGACAACCAGUGCGUCAUCAUUAGCGGAGAGAGUGGUGCGGGCAAGACCGAAGCCUCUAAACAGAUCCAGAACUACAUUGCAGGGGUCAGUGGCAGUGGUGCAGGCGUGGACAAGGUUAAACGCACAUUUCUAGAGAGCAACCCGCUGCUUGAAGCGUUUGGCAACGCCAAGACGCUGCGAAAUAACAAUUCUAGUCGCUUCGGAAAAUACUUUGAGCUGCUCUUCGACUCUGCUGGACGCCCACAAGGCGGAAAAGUGACAAAUUACCUAUUGGAGAAGUCCCGCGUCGUUAAGCCUGGUAAAGGAGAGCGAAACUUCCACAUUUUCUACCAGGUGCUCGCCGGGUUGCCUUCUGCAGCCAAGCAGAAACUCUAUUUGGAUCGAGGAGGACCCGACAGCUAUCACUACCUGAAGGCCAGUGGCUGCUAUGACGUCGACGACGUCAAUGACGCGCAGGAGUUCGAAGAAACCAUGGCCGCCAUGCAGCAUGUGGGCAUAAAACGUAAACAGAUCGAGCUGGUAAUCCAGACGUUGGCGGCGGUGCUGCACAUUGGCAAUACCCAGUUCCAGCCCGAGACUGUAGGAGAUGCAGAGGGUUCAUCUGUUCGCAAGCGCGAAAGUUUGCAGAUUGCGUGCGAGUUGCUGGGGCUGGAUGCUGCGAAAUUAGAGCACGCUUUGUGCUACAAAUUGCUGCAAACGAUGGCUCCUGGAGGCAAAAUUGAGUCGUACGAGGUGCCACAGAAUGUCAGUCAAGCGAAGGCUCAACGGGACUCGAUUGCGAAGACUGUUUACGACCGACUGUUUGACUUUCUGGUGGAACGCGUGAACCACGCACUGGAUAUCGAGAAGAAGGCUGAGAAACAUGGUGAAAUCUUGGAAAUAGACGAUAUGACCACGAUUGGUAUCUUGGAUAUCUACGGGUUUGAGAUUUUCGACAAGAACGGCUUCGAGCAGUUCUGUAUCAACUACGUGAACGAGAAACUGCAGCAGAUUUUCAUUGAGCUGACUCUUAAAAGCGAGCAGGAAGAGUAUGCGCGUGAAGGGAUUGAAUGGGCGCCGAUUCCGUUCUUUAACAACAAGGUUGUGUGCGACUUGAUCGAGGCACGUCGUCCUACGCCUGGCAUUUUCCUCAUUCUUGACGACACGGUCAAGACGAUGCAUUCCCGACAGUGGGAGAGCGUGGAUGCGAACUUUCUGGAUAAAGUGGCAGGUAUCCACGGCUCGCAUCCGCAUUUUUCCAAGCGUGGAAAGACUUUCGAGAUUAAACACUAUGCAGGCGACGUACAGUACAACAUCGACGGCUUCGGAGACUCCAACAAGGACUUUUUGAGUAAGGACAUCGCGCUCAUUAUUAGCGAGACGUCUAACAAACUCAUGCGCUACAUCUUCCCCGAAGAGAUCGACCUGAACGACAAGCGUAUGGCGCAUACAGCAGGAUAUAAGAUUCGAACUCAGUGUGAGGCUCUUGUGACCGCGUUGAUGGACUGCACGCCUCACUACGUGCGCUGCAUCAAGUCCAACGAUCAGAAACAGUCCAACAAGAUGGACGACCGUCGUGUAGUUCAUCAGAUUAAAUAUCUGGGUCUGCUUGAAAAUGUGAAGGUCCGUCGCGCUGGCUACGCGUAUCGUGGAGACUAUGGGCGCUUUGUGGAUCGUUUCCGUCUGCUCAGUAAGGAGACGUACCCGGAAUUCCGUGGCUCGGACAAGAAGGGCACUCAAGCAGUACUACGCGCUGCUGUGAAAUCACUGCCGCAACUAGAAACGGAAGUUCAGCUUGGAAAGACGAUGGUGUUUAUCCAGACACCUGAAACUUUCUUUGAGCUCGAGAAACUACGAGAGAAGAAGCUGGGAUCAUUUGCCAUGCGCAUCCAGAAGGUGUGGAAGAAAUACUUUGGUCGUCGGCAUUUUCUGCAACUGAGUCACGACAUCACGAAGCUUUACACGUCCAACAACAAGCAGAGGCAGCGUGUGAGUAUCUACCGGCCAUUUGAUGGGGAUUAUCUGCGCGACAGUACAAUUCGCGAAGCAGUUAUGGGGAUUAUUCAGCACUAUAGAGACUCCGAGAAGAUUGUCUUCAUGGAUGAGAUUGAAAAAGCCUGUCCGAUCGCUGGCGUGUCUCCUGACGGACCUCCAAUUGUGGUGGUAGGACGAAUUCUGAUUAUUACGGACCAGUAUUUGUAUUUGAUGGAGAAGCGCACGUGGCAACCUGUUGUGGACCCGAAGAGCACGUGGGUCCCCCCGUUGGUGUACAUGCGUCGUCGUCUACGAUUGACUGCGAUAGAAGAGAUCACGAUGAGUACAUUGGCAGACCCGUAUUUCGUGCUGAAGGUUCGUCCAGAACCGCUUCUUCCCGAGCCCAACAAGAGCAACUGGGCGGAGAACAAGUCUACGAUGGUUUGCAUGGCGACUGGCAAGAAGUUUGGGCUGUUCAAUCGUCGUCACCACUGUCGGUACACUGGCAAAAUCUACUGCAACGACGUGUGCAAGCAACUGGAAGUGGUGCCGGAUCUUGGAUUCUACACACCAGUGCGCGUGUACGAUAAAGUAAUUGGACUCAUGUCCACCGAGAUGCCUGAAGACCAGCUCCUGUUGUCCGAGAAGAAGACGGAAAUCGCUGUCACUCUUGUCGACGCCAUCCGCUCUUUGGCCAGCGUUGCGACGCCGAUCAGUUUCAGCGAUUCCGUUCGUUUGCGUCGGGCUGCAAGCGCAGGACUGUCAAAGACGCCACCCCAACAGAUUCAGUUCGUGUCUUCAGGUCACGACCGAAUCACUGGAGAUGCCAACAACGUGCAGAUUCAAGUAGCGCCGGGUGUGCCUGAUGAGUACAUUCGCAAGCGUCGAAAACGCGAGAAGGCUCGUCGUAAGAAGCUGGAAAGGCAGCGCGAGGAAGAGCUGGCUAUUCGAGCCCAACGUCAAGAGCAACGCGGCCGUGAACGUGAAGCGGAACGCCUGCGUCGUGUUGCCGAAAAGAAAGCCAAAAAGCAGGCGGAGAAAGAAGCUCGAAAGCAUGCGUUGACGUCAAAAAAGUCGGCCAAGGCUACAAUGGAGUCGGCUCGAAAGUUUGGCGAAAAUGUGCAGAGCUCGUCGUCGAACGGAGGAAUUGGAGGAGCCAACAGCGAGUUGGCUGCUAUUCUUGCGCGUCGUCGCGGAGCAUAA
Phytophthora infestans T30-4 is the source of this 3834-nucleotide messenger RNA. Its product is annotated as myosin-like protein. Gene Ontology annotation, molecular function: ATP binding; microfilament motor activity; metal ion binding. Gene Ontology annotation, cellular component: microvillus; cytoplasm; actin cytoskeleton. The transcript is spliced from 3 exons. NCBI's taxonomy places the organism in Eukaryota, Oomycota, Peronosporomycetes, Peronosporales, Peronosporaceae. Gene Ontology annotation, biological process: actin filament organization; vesicle transport along actin filament. The record is from RefSeq and is a predicted model, not a curated record. Bases 1 to 3834 code for a protein of 1277 amino acids.